Penicillium coprophilum is the source of this 258-nucleotide messenger RNA. RefSeq lists its product as uncharacterized. Bases 1 to 258 code for a protein of 85 amino acids. The record is from RefSeq and is a predicted model, not a curated record. The transcript is spliced from 3 exons. NCBI's taxonomy places the organism in Eukaryota, Fungi, Ascomycota, Eurotiomycetes, Eurotiales, Aspergillaceae.
AUGAUGUCCAACUCUGAUGCAGACUUCGAUAUGGCGAAGAUACUCGCAGAUCUUGCAAAGGGUGAAAUGACUGCCUCGGCCCUGGAAAAUCACCUCGACACAAUUGAAAGUCAAGUUAACGAACUCUUGGCGUCUUUCGAAAACCAGGGUACUGCUGUAGCAGAGGCUACAUCAGUCGAUGAGACAAAAUUGGGUCAAACGGGCACAGAUCAGAUUAGGGAUCAAAAGGCAGAACCGUCAAAUAGUCCACCCAAGUGA